Tachysurus vachellii is the source of this 2932-nucleotide messenger RNA. Its product is annotated as RING finger protein 11-like. Bases 446 to 910 code for a protein of 154 amino acids. NCBI's taxonomy places the organism in Eukaryota, Metazoa, Chordata, Actinopteri, Siluriformes, Bagridae. The transcript is spliced from 3 exons. The record is from RefSeq and is a predicted model, not a curated record.
CGUGUUGUCUCCUAGCAGAGGAGGGAAACAGGGAAGGCCGAAGAAUUGUAUAAAAUGUGUAGCUAAGAAAUAUUGUUAUUCCAAGCGAAAUAUUUAUCCGUAUUUAUCGUCUAAAGCGAGAUUUGUUUUGGUAGAAUUGUGCCGUGUUACUGAACGGAAAUGACGUGAUGCUGUAGUUUAUGUAAACUUUAAGUUUUUACCGUACUAGCUAGUUUGUGCUAGCGUCUUAGCUGCUGUUUGUUUUGCUAGCAUGGUUUAGUUUGUUUGUUUGUUUUUGUUUUGUUCGUUGUUUGUUUUGUAUCCACAAUGAAUGAGAAAUCGUAAACAAUUCGUUAUACGUGUUAUUUUGAGAUAGUGUUUGUCUAAUUAAGUGUGGAGAAGAGAAGAGUGUAGAGACAGACGAGCUGCUCUGUGUUUGCUAGCUCUCUGACUAGCCUUAGUAAACAUGGGAAACUGUCUGAAAUCCCCGACAUCGGACAACAUUUCGUUACUACACGAGUCUCAUUCGGACCGAACCAGCACCGGGGACGGACCCGAGCACGAGUUCGAGCCUCCUCCGCCCUAUGAGGAGCAGGUACGUAUGCCAGUGUACCAUCCCACACCCAGCCAGACGUGUUUGGCCACCCAGCUGACAGAAGAGGAACAGAUCCGCAUCGCUCAGCGCAUCGGUCUCAUUCAGCACCUGCCCAGAGGAGUGUUCGAUGGAGGGAAAGACGGAUCUGAGAAGAAGAUCCGAGAGUGUGUGAUUUGUAUGAUGGACUUUGUAUACGGAGACCCCAUCAGGUUCCUUCCCUGCAUGCACAUCUACCACAUGGACUGCAUAGACGACUGGCUCAUGCGCUCCUUCACCUGUCCUUCCUGCAUGGAACCAGUCGACGCCGCACUCCUCUCCACGUACGAGACCAACUGACGCCGCGUUCUCUCUGGAGAGACACCUUCCCCCUCCCACAGAUCUCAGCAACAGCAUCCAGCUAAUAGCGGACGAAGGCCUUCAUCGUGUCCCUUGCCGCUGUUAUCGGUUCGGGAUAGAGGCCAGUUUUUUUAAAAUACCCAGCGUACAUACAUACACACACACACACACACACUUCUUUUUCUUCCUUUCAUGCAUCAGUUAGUCAUCAUUUUCGGGGCGUAUCUGCAGAACGAGAAGAGAUUCCUGAGGACUGAAAUUUAUAUUCUCAAGCACUUAUAUGCAGUCCUUGAGCUACAGUGAUCGAACACUGUAAUUUUUGUGUUUACUGACCCAAAACGGUCUGCUUGAGAAUUCCGGCAUGGUUCUUCUUCGCUUUGAUUAAACAUCCGUCUAACGCUAAGACACAGGGGUGUACAACGAUCUCCCAGGACGUGCAGAUUCGUACCACAACACGUCUUUGCCUCUGAUUUAUUGCGUUUGACUUAUCGGCAGCGAGCUUAUACUAACCCAAAUAACCAGUCUUUACAACCAGGGUGAGCAGAAACGCAUCACCAAACCCACAACAUGUCGAUCCUUUCCACUUCUGUCAGCCAAGAACAGGAAGCUGGCGUGACUGUGUGUAAUCUGCGUGUAUAGUCAUGUAAUGAUUUCGCUUAGCAGAUGUUUGAUUAGCAGUUUUUAGCAGUCUCCAGACUCUCUACUGCAAAGUCUUCACAACUACUUCAAGACUGCGAUUUUUGUGGUUCCGCAGUAGCGCAAGAAGUUGCGAUUUAUUAUUUUUUUUUUUCCCUUCGUUUUGACACAAUUAAUACAUUUGUAUAAUGUUGUAUAAAGCGAUGACAAUGUGGCUGUUCCACAACGUUAAACCCUGCUAUAAACAGAUCAAACGUAUGACAUAAUCCUUGGCAAAUUGCUGUAGUAGGACGUGUAGUUAUCGAGAGUACCGUCAUUAGCAGUAUCGUUGCUUCCUUUUGCUGCAUCACAUGACUCUGAGGUUGUAAUUACUUCCGGCUGCAAGCGUGCAAGGGUUUUAUUCCCUACUCAAAACGUCCGAAAGUUUUGACUCCUUUUUUUUUUUUUGAGUGUUUAGAGUGACUAAAGAUGGUUGUACAUCUCUGAGCUGCUGUUACAAUACACGACGCGUCCGCCGUUGCCGUGGUUUUCCGCAGACCUGCCUCGGGUCUCUUCUCAAUCAUUUUAUUGCCAAAGGCACAGAAACUAAAACAAGGAACUCGUGUAAAAAAAAAAAAAAAAAGGGCUGAGUCAUGCAUGGUGGAGGGGGGAGUUUGGGGGGGGAGUUUUGGUCGAACCAAAUGACUACCUGUCUCAAUCUACAUUAGAAAUGCUUGCACACACACACACAGACACACACAGACACACACACACAAAAACUAUUAUAUACUAAACCUAGAGAUUUGCACUUUACACACAAUUCUAAGAAUAAUGUAUUUAUGUAGAAUCUUGCACCAGUUUUUUUUCUUUUUUCUUUUUUUUUGUUCUUCUUCUUUCAGUAGUGCUGAUGAUUUUUAUUCCUCAAAGCAGGUGAUCUACAGUGAGGUCCAAAAGUCUAAUGAAACUUCUUCUCAACUUUAAUACAACGCUUUUCAUCUUCAAAAUAUCGACAUGGAUUUCAGACUUCAUUAACAUUUGGCUGGUGAACAUUAACGACACUCGAGCUGCGCGGACUCCAAGUUCGUACAAAAAAACGUACGAUCCGUUUUAGCGUCACGGGAUCGACGAAUAGAUAGUAAUAGUAACACGAUCAUUAACAUACAUAUGUUUACAUUCGAAUCAAGACCUAGAAAUAGUGCAGAAUCCUGAAUAUUAAUUCAAUUGUAUUUGUAUUCAAUACAGACUUUUGGACCCCGUUGCCUCCUUGUUUAUCCAUUUGUAUUAUUCAGUACAUUAUUUCACAAAUCUAACAAUAUCCAGACUUAGUUGUUGACUUGACAAACUGAUGCUGUUCACCAUGGUGGAUCACGCCACGGUCAAUAAAAACGCAGACCAUUAAAACGGAAA